AUGUGUUCUUCCAAGAUUUUAAUUGUUGCUGCUGCACUUGCUAUUGCCGUUAUGGCUCAACAAGAUGGAAUGCAAAGAAGUCAACAAAGUUAUGGAGGAGAGGGAGGUUUUGGUGGAAACCAAGGUGGAUUCGGUGGACAAGGAGGAAACCAGGGAGCUUUCGGGGGAAAUGGAGGCGGUUUUGGAGGACAGGACGGUCGUGGAGGUCAAGGUGUUCCACCACUUCCAUUCUUGAAGAAUGUCUCAGAGCAGGCUCGUAGAGAAUAUAUGGCUAUUGUCACUAAUUCAACUCUCACCAUUUCUGAAAUCGAGGAGCAGUCUACCACUUGGGCUGAGACAAAUGGAGUUUCGGAGCAAUACAGCGAGUUCACUGCUAACGUCACCGCCAAGCUCGAGGAGCUGAAGCAAAAUGUGACCAGUGUGCUCACAAAUUUGUCAUCAGUUCUCAACUCAUUAGAGACUAUUCUUGAGAACGAAGAUCAGACAGUUGCAGCUCAAAAGCAAGCCAUUGAAGAGCUCAGACAAGAGAAUCCAGAGGAAGUUGAUGCAUUGUUCUUUAUUGCCCAAGAAGUUGCUCCAAAGCCAGGCCGUGGUGGGAACCACGGAGGACAAAAUGGAGGAUUCACUGGUCAACAGAGAUUUUCCGAUUACUCUACAACAACAGUUUGA
Caenorhabditis elegans is the source of this 669-nucleotide messenger RNA. RefSeq names its product SXP/RAL-2 family protein Ani s 5-like cation-binding domain-containing protein (gene srlf-12). The record is from RefSeq and is marked reviewed. The transcript is spliced from 3 exons. Lineage: Eukaryota; Metazoa; Nematoda; Chromadorea; Rhabditida; Rhabditidae. The coding region runs from base 1 to 669 and encodes 222 amino acids.